Messenger RNA from Pomacea canaliculata, 5937 nucleotides. RefSeq names its product E3 ubiquitin-protein ligase LRSAM1-like. The transcript has 18 exons. NCBI's taxonomy places the organism in Eukaryota, Metazoa, Mollusca, Gastropoda, Architaenioglossa, Ampullariidae. Bases 548 to 2584 code for a protein of 678 amino acids. Gene Ontology annotation, molecular function: protein binding. The record is from RefSeq and is a predicted model, not a curated record.
AGGCCAUCUGAAAGCAAGGGAUUACAGUAAUCUAACCUUAAUAGAACAAACAUGCAGAUCAAACUCAAAAGCUUGAGCUGAAGAACUGAAGACCGAGGGAGUUUGGGGCAGAAAGUGGUUUUAGUUUAAACAGAAAUUCAUUAAGGCAAACAUAGCAGUAAUUGUUCUCUCAUACAGGGUAUGCCAAAUAGAGCUGAAACCAGCCUGAUAACAAAGCAGGUAGUGUGUUGCUCUUUGAAUGCACAGACAUCAACUGAAGAAAGCCUAAUAAACUCUGCUGUGUGCUAUAGACACUGCAUGGAUCCAAAGAAAUUUUUCUUCAUUGUUGUGUCAGCAGGCUAUAUCUCUCUGCUCUUAGGUUCUGGGGGGUUGGACUAUUGUGCGGGAAGUGGGGCACUCUAGGAACAUGUCAGUGCGGAACUUGGUAAACAUGUGAUGUCUGAGUCUGGAGUGACCUGUUCUCAGUCUCAUGAUAGUCACAUAUUAUUCUCUCUCAUUCAUCAGAUAAUUGACAAACUCUGUUGUCUGGGUAUUCGUAACUGACUUUAUGCACUUCAGAUUUCAAAAAGGGUAUCUGAUUAAUUUCUUUGACGUUUCCAGUUUCUUGGAUAUAGUUAUUUUGCACCUUAGUUUGUUAUGCAUAAAAUUUAGAGGAAGAGGAGUAAAAUUGACAAAAUGCUUUUAUUUCAAUGGGCGCCUGUUUUAUUGUGAAGGAGACUUUUCUUCUAUUGAGGAGACCUGUGGGUCCCUGUUAUUGGAAUCUGAGAAUAAUCUUUGCUGUUGUGGUGGUGUUAUACUUUUUAGUUUGUCACAAAUACUAUUUUGCAGCCUAAAAACUCUUUGCCUUGGUGAAGGAAAACUGGGUUCCUUCUGGCGUUUAUGCAAUCUGCAAGGUGCUCCAAAAAGAGGCUCUUUUUCUACACUGCAACUGGCUCAGCUCACUAAAUGGAGGUGGAAUUCUUUCAGACCUCUUCUUGUUAAGGAGAAUGAAUUGAACUACCAGCCUCCUUCAUUUUCUGCUCUGGAAGUCUUACCACCUCCAAGGGGUAUCAGAAGCUCACAGAGUGAAAAUUGCAUCAAAGCUUUGCCAGAUGAGGCCCACAUCAUGGAAAGUCUGCAGCAAUAUCAAAACUUCAUGAAACAGAAGCGAGUGGAAUCAUGUGUCUUAGAGCAACAACUGGCAAACGAGAAUCGUCUUCAUAGAGAGUUGGCAGCUGCUGCAGCUGCAAACAAACAAAGUCUUGUGGAUGCAAUUUCUCAGGAUCAAGUACGUAUGGACAAAGAGUUGAACCAGUUGUCCCAGAAGAAAGAGGAGGAGCGUAAAAGAUUUUUGAGCGUUCUUAACAACGUUGAAAAGCAGGCAGAAGAUCUACUGUCUGAACUGGCAGAUGUCAGUGAAAAGGCUCGCAAAACAGAGGCACUGCUGGAUGAAAUAGAGAAAAAGCGCAUGCAGGAAGAUGACUGGUUUACAGUCACCUGGGAAGAACUGCACAACCUACGCCGUCGUGAAGUGCUUGAUGGGAUGAAACAGAUUCUGAGUGAGUUUGAAAUAUUUGAGGACCAAAGGCGGCUUAUGGAGAGCGAGAGAGAGAGUCGGGGAGAACGAGCUUUACAAUUGGAGAAAGUUGCAGAAAAUGGGCAGGUAGAAAGCAUGUUAUACCACAGAGAGAUAGGACAGCGGACUGCUAUGCGUACUCUGGAAGAACAGGAUAAAUUGCAGAAGCAAGCAUUCCAAGCACUCCAGAUGGCCAGAGAUGCUAAGCAUUCCCGUAUUAGUAAUCAGAUAGUGCUCAUUGAAGCAGAACUUGCACAGCUUACAGUGGUGGAGAUUGACAGAAAGUCAAUGCGGUUGGAAACUGAAAAAAAUCUUCUGGCAGAGAAGCGUAUUGCCUUGACAGCUAUGUUAUCCCAGCUUCUGAAAGAACAGUUCCUUCGAGAGCAUGAGUUGCAACAACGACUGUCAGAAAUGGAAGAGCAGCGAGAGAAUGGGCAGGCAGACUACUGGCUUGUGCAGUACCAGCGUCUUCUAGAUCGAAAACCACAGUCACUUAUUGACAAGGAGAGCCAUCUUGAGAUAGCAGUGAAAAAACUACUGAUCCUUGCUGGAGCAGAUGACUAUUUGCCAGUGUUUGCACGACACCGCAUCACCAUAGAAACUUUUAUGGAACUAGGAGAUGAAGAUCUGAAAAAGAUGGGAGUGCAUGAAAGAGGAAUACGCAAAGGCAUACUUAAAGGUAUCAAGGAGGAGCUAGCACAUACCUCAAAACCUAAACAAAAAGAAAAGGGCAUUACACUGUUGCCACAUCUUUCAAAACCAAAGAUGAAUGAAACUGUACCUCCACUAGAGCCUCCUUCUGCUUGUGCCUCCAACUCUGCAGAUGUUCCAUACCAGAUGUAUAUCACAGCCCGUGGCUUUAAUUCAGAAUGUGUGAUUUGCUUAGACAUGUUGUCAGAGGUCAUUUUUCUGCCUUGUGGACAUGUGUGUUCCUGUGUUAUCUGUUCUUCACCAUUGACACAAUGCCCAAUGUGUCGCACAAGUGUGGACCAAAAAGUCAAGCUAACUAUUUCUACCCCCUCUGUAUGAGAAAAUAGUGGCUGUUUUUCUGUUUCUGUUUUUAUUAACCACUUGCUUCCUUGUCAGAUUUUGAUACAAUCCUGUAUCACUCUGGCUAAUCAACUCCUUUAGCUCCUAGGAAUGGCCAGUGCAGUUACUCUAGUAUCUCAGACACAACAGACUUGAUUAUAUUCUUUUUAUGACAGAAUUCACAUUAUGGUAUUUUGUGCAUUGCAGAUGCCAUUAAUCUUGAAUUUUUGGUAACUUUACUACAUGGAUAUUAUUUGAUUUUUUUUUUUAAAUUAAUAUUUGUAUAAAGAAGGUCUUGUAUAUAUAUAUGAAAUGUCUGAUAGCAUUUGGAAUAUCCAAGCUGUCAAGAAAGCAUGUAAAAUGUAUUGUUACAUUUGAUUUUGUAACCUUUUCGUUAUUAGGAUGAAUAAUUUUACAGAAAGUUGGUGAUGCUGUAUUUGACGUGGUUUGAGCUUGUUUUGUUGUUUUUAGUAAAAUCCAGAAUAAUUGCCCAAUCUGUUAAUGCUAACCAGAAUGACUUUGGAGCUUUGUUGGUGACUCACUUUUUGAUGCAAACAUUCCUUGAAUCAUCAGUUUCAUUGUACAGCUGACACAAAAGGCACAGAGGGAUGGAAAUAUUACUUUGGUAAUUGGUUCAAUGCUUUUCAGGAAAAAAUGAGCAGUUUACUUCUUUGCUAUUCUUCAUACUCAACAAGAUUAUCUGUCAGUCGAAAUUUUUGCUUGCAUAAUACUUAUUUUGACUAAUUUCAUUUUUCCUGUUCAUUUUAAUAUGGUGGCAGCCGUUUCAACUUAAACUUUAGCAGAUGAUCAGUUUAUGUUCAUUGUAAACUAAGGUCAUAUGUGUACUGCACACUACGGUGUAGUGAUGUCAGCACAUUUGAGGUUUUGUGCAAUUUAUUAUCCUGAUUUCAAAUACAAAAAAGAUUUUGCUCUACAGAGCACCUCUUUAUUACCAGAAGAAAUGUCCUUUAGUCAGAAUUUUGAAUGGCUAUGUUUAAUUGAAAUGUUUUAUACGUAAAAUUGCUAUUUUCUGUAUGACCUAUAGUUUUUUUUUAUUUCCUUAAUGGAUACUUCUUUGUUGUAGAUAUUUAUUGAUGAUAUGAUAUUAUUACGAUUCAGCUCAGCGCAUUAGCUACAAAAUUAAUAAUAAGGGACAUCACACAUAGCAACAACCAGCAAGUGACUUCAGCUGUCAGUCUGAAGGCGUUGCUAUGUAAACAAGAUUAGAAAUCAUUGUCAUUGCUACCUCAGCCUAGAUUGUUGUAGAAUGUUUGAGCUAUAUUUUGCUCCUUCUGGAACCUUCUACUUAUCUGUGCGUGUAGUAUAUAAGCACAUUUUAUGUGACAGUAGAGGUUCCAUUAGUGGCACAGUUGUACUAGUGAUACAGUCAUACUAUUGAAUAGUGAUAUAGUAGGAUAUAAAGUAACCAAAUAGGACAGUGAGAUACGCCUAUAGUUACCAAAUAGAACAAUAGUAAAACCACUAAGUAGUUGUACAAUAAUAUAAUGAGUAACCUAAGGAAAAGGUCGGCUUCUAGCCAUAGUAUCUUCGGUAAUCCAUUGUCAGAACUUCCAUCUCAUUUGCAAGGUGGACGUUAUUUUCUGUCUCUGAAGGACUCUGAUACACCUGUGGACUUGUUGCUGGAAUUUUGUCACAACCACUCAAGAACAUCAAGCUCAAAGUGUCCCGAUGAAUGGAUGAAGCAGCAUAAGCAUUAAAGCAAUGCAAGGAGACUGUAAAGACAGUAAAUUUCAUGGAAACUCUGCAUCAACUAUUUGACAUUGCUGCCUACCUAUGUGAGACCUUGGUGCAUGCAAAUGUGACACAAACAGGAAAGUACCACAGCGAGAGUGUCAGUUUUUGAUGGAUCAGAGAACCAUUCGAAAAAUGCAAAUUGGUACAAUUGAUAGAAAGGUGACAGCAAUUAUGAAAAGAAAAGAAUACAACCAAAGGAAGAUUGGAUGAAAGAAAGCAAAAGGAAGAGGGCAAGUGAAGACAUAGUUUCAUCUGUGAAAGUAUUUGCUAUUUGCAGUAUGUGGUAACAGUGCAACCAAGUGACAAACUGUGUUCUCUGACAAACUUCAUUGUCUCUUCUGCUAUUGACCUACAUGACAUGACAAACCAAUGCACCUGCUUCAACAAAUUAAGCAAUGGAAUUUGUUAUCUUGGGCAAAUUGAUGCCAUGCAAUUUUAUAAGCACAUUUCUCAAAAAUUGUUAAUACCACUUGCACAAUCUUGGGAAAUCUUGGGAAAUUGUUUUCUAUGCUGACCUGAAUCUUUUUUUUUUUAGAAGAACAGUCGAAAGCGAGAUGAAAGGAAAGGGCUGGACAUGGGGUUACUUGGAGUGGGUUUCAGCCAAUCGACAUCGGUGGAGGACUCUGGUUUGGUUGAGGCCUUAUGUGCAACCUGAUGCACGAAGAGGAAUAGAUAGACCUGAAUCUUUAUCUGUUGCUCUGGCUACAACAAUGUCUUGAGUAGAUUAUUGCAAAAGUAGACUAUUAGUCUUCCUGUUACACAAAUUGACAGCCUUCAAAAGAUUCGUGAAUAUAUGACACUAGCCAGAAGGAAAGAGAAGAUGAUACCAAAACUACAGAACUAUAUACCUUAUCAUCUACCCAACCAAAGUCUUGGUGAAAGAAAUCCUGAAUUAUGUUACCGACACCUUUUGAUGAGAGAUUUCUUUCAUACGGCAGUAGGCAUUCAUCAAGGGUGCCCCAUAUUGCUGGUUAUGUUGGAGAACAUCAUAUGUGAAACCCUUCAUGAUUAUCACACUUUUGGGGCUAUACAACAUCACCUACAGUUUAUCAUCUUAUCAGCUACCUGAAUCUUUAUUUCUUUUUGUUGCCUCCUUCAAGACCUCGGAGUCUAUGAUGAAAUAGAUAAAGGAGAUUUAAAACACUAAGGCAAAACCAAUUUCUAACCUUCUGUUAACGACUUUUCACAAGCACAAGCACUAGAAGUAGUAAGUUUAAAACCUGAGAGACAAUUGGAGAAGGAUCCUCAACAUAAAAGCUUUUUGAUUUUAAUGGUUAUUGGGAUUUUAUAGUGUAUCAUACAAAAAAAUUAUUGUACUGCAGAUAUUUAAAUUUGUGUUAGAUAAUUAGAAUGGAACCUUUCCUUACAGUGAACUUGAUGUUGUAAGCCUGAUACCUUUUUUAAUAUGUUACAAUAAUAAAAAUGAAGUUUAUUCCCUUCGUGUAAAUAGUACGUGCUUCUGCAUUUUCAUGUGUUCCUUUUUAAUGCAACUAUUGUGCUAAAUUCAAUGUAGAAAGUCUAGUGCUUUUGGUUAAUUUUUAUUUCAGUGGAUUGUAAUUUCUGGCUACUGUACUUUUAAAUAAAUUAUUUCAAAUGUU